AUGUCCCAACCAGCCUUAUCAACCCUCGCAACUUCUUCGCAGCAAGCAGGUCAGAGGUACAACGAAAGCGAUGUGCACGACCUCAGCACCAGCAGUCGACAUCUUCCCCAAGUAGAGAAGGACGCCGACGAUCCAAACUCACCCCCGACUUCAUCCCACGCUCGCCACAAUCGUGAAGGGUCCACUACCCUUACGACCCUCAGUCGCCUCUUUGCCGUCCAAGCCGCUACCUCACCCAGCGCUUCCCGCACCCCAUCUUACCAGGAAACCAGGCCAAUCUCAACCUACAACCGUAGCCUCCAAUCCGCUGAUUCGGCCAACCUGCCAUCGCAUCUCUACAGUCGAGGUCUACUCGAAGGCCGACAUUCCGAUAUCACCGUCCACGCAUUUGGCCAGGAGUACAAACUCCAUCGCCUUAUCCUUGAUCGAGCGCCCUUCUUCCGAAGUGCCCUAAGCGAGCCCUGGCUGGAGUCUUCUGCUCGCGACACGACGGUUCACCCUGAAGACAUCGAUCCGUCCAUCACGCAAGCCUCCUUUGAGCUUGCGUUGAAGCGAUUGUAUGGCUGCAAUGAGCCUGCUGAAGAGAGUCGCGAUGCCGUUGGUCUCUUCGCGACCGGGUGUUGGCUCGAGAUGCAAGAUCUCAUCGAGUCUUCUGUCGAGAGCAUGCUCCGCCAGAUGACUGCUGGCACGCUUGCACCGCUAAUUCGACUGGUGACUAGCAACUACUAUGGCCGUGCUGGGGACAAGAUCCUGGCUUCUGCGAAAGCAAUGCUGUGUAGAGACGGCUGGUGCAUGCCUCUCCGCUACUGGGAUGGUAUACCGGGCGACAUUAUCCGCGAGAUUGUAGGCGGCGACGGCUUCUUCAUCGAUGGCGAGUGGGAUCGCUGGGCCCUCGCUAAGCGAAUUCUUGACCGACGCUUGAAAUCUAAAGCACUGGAUGCUGGCUUAGUGGAGCCAGGCACGACAAGGAAGGUGCUCAAAGCACCGGACCCGGCAAGCCUGAUGGCGGUACGCUUUGAUGGAGUAUAUCGCAAGAAUGGUAUGGGAAGUGGCAGAGGGGUACCGGAUCAUCUACAUCGCUGGGUCACUCUUUACACGCUGCCUGAGAUCGAGCCGUUGUUGGUCCUGCUGGAUGAAGGCAUCCAUUACGUGCAUCUCGACUUCGAGCAAUUGCAGUUCAUCAAAGACACCCGAGAUAUCCUUGGUUUGCCGGUCUUACCCCAAAAAGUCGUUGGCGAUGCACUAUGGCAGCAAAUGGAGCUGCGGCAGAAGGUCCUCAAUGCUCGAGAUGGCGAGAUGGACCUCGGGAUAUCGGUCACAUGUACGGACGACACAGACUCCGAGGCCACUCGUGACACCACCAUGAACAUUACGACACCACUUCCGCCUUCGCCGCCCUCCGAGACUUCUAACCCGUUCUCGAAAGGCAAGCAACCAGCUGCCUCAACCUCUACUUCCACUGUCCGUGCUGAGCCCACCACGAAGUCUUGUGGUGAAGAAGAUAUUGCAAGCGAUUCAUGGGACGCUAAUGGCAAGCCUCGUAAGUUCUGGAUCCCGACAUCUGAUUGCAAUAUCGUCAUGGGCGGCAACGCGGAUCCAGUCAUCGCUACGAGCAACAACACAACGCUGCAACGACAUGCAAGCCGCUUGUCUGCAACGCUCGGUCCGGAAGACGUGCAAUGGAUGUCGGAUUUCGGCGCUGUGACUGCACAGCCUCGGAAUGCCCGAACUACUGCUGGCGCGAACGGAGGAUCUGGAGGAGCACAGGGAGAGAACGGCGCCGCAGCAGGCGCUGGCAACCCGAAUGACGUGAGAUAUACGCACUUUCCGCCUUUCCGGUUCGCGGCCUCGUUCCCAAAUCCGAGACUACUGAAGGAGAGGAAGAGGGUGUACUCGCGAACUGUCUUCUACGCAGGUAGCUUGUGGAACAUCUACAUCCAAAAGGUCGCAUCGACGCGAUCAAAACAGCUGGGCGUAUAUCUACACAGAGCGAAAGAAAGGGAUGCUGAAGAAGUCAUUGCCAACACUGCUGGCUUGGCGCAGGGCAGCGUAGAUGAGCGCAUAGGUGUGCUCGAGCGAGAGAUGAUCUUGAGGUCUGAGAGGCGGGACAGACGCGAUGCAAGACGCAGGACUACGGUUGGUAGCGAUGGCGCAGAUACGGACGGAGCGGACAGUCUUGGCAGCGCGGGCGAUGAGCCAGCUCUGGUGGAGGAUGGACGACCAAGCCUCAUGCACGAUCUUCUCGUCGGGUCACGUCCGGUUCAACGGGGACGCCAGGCCGAUGCACAGGUGUUGUCAAACCGCACAUCAGCGUCCACUACCACCAACGACACAAUGUUCACUCCGGCCACCGACCCAUCCGUGUCAUCCUCGGACACUGACGAUGCCGACCUCGAGAGCCCUACUGUCCCCUCCGCCUCUGCCUCACACUACUCCUACCCAACACAGAAGCAGAAACGGCCUCACGUGCCCACGCUACCACCCUACGUGGACGCCAGACCAACGAUCAAGACAUAUUUCAAGAUCUACUCACCCAGCAGAGGAGGGCGCAUGCUUAGCGUAUACGAAAGUGCACCAGAUAGCUUCAAUUUCAGCCAGAGCUGGGGUUGGAAGAGCAGCACGCUUAUGCUUGACGAUGGGUUGGACGGGGAUGACACUGAUGGUGCUGAAGCGCUAGUGGAGGGUGAAGAUAAGGCGAGGAAGGAGAAAGAUGGGAGAUUGAGGUUUAUGGUUGUCAUUGGGAAUAUCUGA
This is a messenger RNA of Saxophila tyrrhenica, 2751 nucleotides long. RefSeq lists its product as uncharacterized. NCBI's taxonomy places the organism in Eukaryota, Fungi, Ascomycota, Dothideomycetes, Mycosphaerellales, Extremaceae. Gene Ontology annotation, molecular function: protein binding. The coding region runs from base 1 to 2751 and encodes 916 amino acids. The transcript has a single exon. The record is from RefSeq and is a predicted model, not a curated record.